GGCGGGCGUGCAGCGCCCGGAAAGGAGCGGAAGCCCGGGCGAAGCGGGGCUGCGUCGUGGACUGCUGAGGUGGCAGCGAUGCUGCCCGCUCGCGGCCCCCCGUACCCGGGAGCCCCCGCCUGCCGAGCAGGCAAGACUCUAACUCCAUGAGGACUCCAUUGCUGUUUCUAUAGUGUGUGGGAAGAGCUGACUCCUCCAACACUGUCUGGUUGCUGGCCCUUCGAUAUGGGGAGAAUCAGCAUUUCCUGUCUUUUUCCUGCUUCUUGGCAUUUUAGCAUCUCUCCGGUGGGGUGUCCUCGAAUUCUGAACACCAAUUUACGCCAGAUUGUUGUGAUUAGCAUUCUGGCUGCUGCUGUUUCUCUUUUAUACUUUUCAGUUGUCAUAAUCCGAAAUAAGUAUGGGCGGCUAACAAGAGACAAGAAAUUUCAAAGGUACUUGGCACGAGUCACUGACAUUGAAGCUACAGAUACCAAUAACCCCAAUGUGAACUACGGUGUCGUGGUAGACUGUGGAAGCAGUGGGUCUCGGAUAUUUGUCUAUUGCUGGCCAAGGCAUAAUGGCAAUCCUCAUGAUCUUUUGGAUAUCAGACAAAUGAGGGACAAAAACCGAAAGCCUGUGGUCAUGAAAAUAAAACCCGGCAUUUCAGAAUUUGCUACUUCUCCAGAGAAAGUCAGUGACUACAUUUCUCCGCUCUUGAACUUCGCUGCAGAGCAUGUGCCACGGGCCAAACACAAAGAGACACCGCUCUACAUUCUCUGCACAGCAGGGAUGAGAGUGCUUCCUGAAAGCCAGCAGAAAGCCAUCCUGGAAGACCUCCUGACUGAUAUCCCUGUGCACUUUGACUUUCUGUUUUCUGACUCUCAUGCAGAAGUAAUUUCAGGGAAGCAAGAAGGUGUGUAUGCUUGGAUUGGCAUCAAUUUUGUCCUUGGACGGUUUGAACAUAUUGAAGAUGAUGACGAGGCAAUCGUGGAAGUUAACAUUCCUGGUAGUGAAAGCAAUGAAGCCAUUAUCCGUAAAAGAACAGCGGGUAUUCUUGACAUGGGAGGCGUGUCAACUCAGAUAGCAUAUGAAGUCCCCAAAACUUCUGAACACAUCUUUACUGUGCUUGCUGAGGUGCCACCUUCUCAACGCAGGACAAAGCAGACAGGAGGAACAAGGCAGACCUCAGCCAAGCCGGAGGAAGUAGCAAAAAACUUGUUAGCUGAAUUUAACUUGGGAUGUGAUGUUCACCAAACUGAGCACGUGUACCGGGUCUAUGUGGCCACGUUUCUUGGGUUCGGUGGCAAUGCUGCUCGACAGAGAUACGAAGACAGAAUAUUUGCCAACACAAUUCAGAAGAACAGGCUCCUAGGUAAACAAACUGGUCUGACUCCUGAUACUCCAUACCUGGACCCCUGCCUACCCCUAGACAUUAAAGAUGAAAUCCAGCAAAAUGGGCAGACCAUGUACCUGCGGGGGACUGGAGACUUUGAUUCGUGUCGAGAGACUAUCCAGCCUUUCAUGAAUAAAACAAACGAGACACAAACUUCCCUCAAUGGGGUCUACCAGCCCCCAAUUCACUUCCUGAACAGUGAAUUCUAUGGCUUUUCUGAAUUCUACUAUUGCACCGAGGAUGUGUUACGCAUGGGGGGAGACUACAAUGCUGCUAAAUUUACUAAAGCUGCCAAGGAUUACUGUGCGACAAAGUGGUCCAUCUUGCGGGAGCGCUUUGACCGAGGACUCUAUGCAUCUCAUGCUGACCUCCACAGGCUUAAGUAUCAGUGCUUCAAAUCGGCCUGGAUGUUUGAGGUAUUCCACAGAGGCUUCUCAUUUCCUGUCAACUAUAAAAGCUUGAAGACCGCCUUGCAGGUGUAUGACAAGGAGGUGCAGUGGACCCUGGGGGCCAUCCUGUACAGAACCCGGUUUUUACCGUUGAGAGACAUCCAACAGGAGGCCUUCCGGGCCGGUCAUGCCCACUGGCGGGGCGUCUCCUUUGUCUACAACCACUACCUGUUCUCCGGCUGCUUCCUGGUGGUCCUGCUCUCCAUCCUCCUCUACUUGCUGCGGUUGCGGCGCAUCCACCGACGCACACCACGCAGUGGCUCCGCUGCCGCUGCCCUGUGGAUGGAAGAAGGCCUUCCAUCUCAGAAGCUUGCUGGCACAUUAUGAGUUGGAGUUAGACAGUUCCAGGAAGACUUUCUCAAGGAAAAGCCAUUUUUGCCUCAGGGUUUCUACUCUGUAUUCUCAUAUGGUUUUAUUUUUCUUUUCCUUUUCUUGCUCCUUAAAACAAAAACAAAAACAAAAUUCAUUGUUUGUAAACCUGCCAUCGUGAAGUAUUGCAUUUAGCCAUUUUGAAAACAACUUUAAAUUGAGGAGUAGGGAAAGGGAAAUUCACUUGAAUUUUGCUGCAUAGUAUUGAUACCUGCCAAAAAUUAUGAAGAUUUUGGGGUUUUCUUUAAGACUUGUUAAAUUUUAAACUAAUGCACUUUCAUUGUGAAGAGAAAUAGAAAAAAUUCUACCAGUGGAGGCAGAACUGGAGAGUGAUACUUUUAUAGAACCAAAAAAACCACUUAUAACUGAAAUUUCAAUCCUCUUUUUUUCCCUCUAUCCUAAAAGGUCUAACCUAAAGAAAGUAAUUGUUCAGGUCUGCUACAGUAUCUUUCAGAGGUUAAAAAUUCAUAACCAUUUAUAUCCAGAACAGAGAAAUACAGGCAUCAGAAGAUAGCUUUUAAAAUUGAUAGUCAGGAGUGGUGAACAGUGUGAAAUACUGGCUAGAGCUUCGUGGAUGUGUGUGAAAAGCACUAAUGACACAGUGGGGAAAUGCAGUAUUCCUUCAGAAACACAACAGAAUUGGCUUUUCAUUUUAUUUUAUUUAGAAAAAUCCCCAUUCACUUUAUUGUUUCCUGAUACAGGUAGUUACUUCCUUUAUAUUAUCUUUUAGCGGCCUUAGGACACUUUGCUUUUGAAAGAAUUUCACGGUGUUAAUUUUAUUAAAACUAGACUUGGAGCCUAGUCCCGGAUACUUCCGAGUUCCUUAGUUAUGUGUGUUUGCUUGUUUAAUUGUGCUCCAAUUCUCUCCAGCUGUAAGUUGGUAUUUGUCCCUCUCAAUUAAGUUGUCCUUACAUUUUUAUUUGGGAGACCCCCUGCAUAGCUUGACAAGUUCUUACUAUUAUAGUUGAGGCUAUAAACGCACAGUUAGUGCAAAUCGAGACUAAAACAAGAGUCUGAAUUUAAUCCAAGAAAUAAACUCAUAUUUUUAAGAAAACCAAUUUGGUAUGUCAAGCAAAGACAUGAAAAGGACAGCUGGAUUGCCAUGUGUGAGUCUGCCUCUUUUUCACCUAUCUUUGGGUUAGAAAUGUUGGGACUUCUCACAGAUUUUCAGGCCAGGUUCUUUUUAUUGGAGUGUGUACGUGUGUAUAUACUACUUUCUAACCCCAGAACAACAGUUAAACUCCUGUGAAAAUCAUUGAUUAGAGAAAGAAUUUAGAUUUUGAAGCCUUGUUUAACUUUGGGGGAGAAAGUUUGAGUUUGUAUUGUUCAGUUACUUAAUAACAUGUUUGCUGUAUAUAGAUGAUGGAAACGAUUACAAAUUUAUGAAAGAAAUGCGAAUUGCCUUUUUCUCUUCCAAAUGAAUAUUCUUGCAAGGAAAAACUUAUGUGUAGAAUGUUUGCCUCUCAAGUAUUCAGAGUUGGAGGAGCUUUGUGGCCCAGUCUUGUUCCUGAGAGGAUGGAAAGAAAGGUCCCUGUGAAGUUCCUGACAUGCUGGUCUCCAGCCACAAGUGAGCUGUGGCGUUGAUACCUAGAGUAGUGUGAGCUGGUAUGCAGCUCCUUGAAUUCUCAGAGGAUGUUUGCCCUGUGGAUGGUAUUGGUGGUAAAAAGAAACAACGUUUAUACUUCAGCUUUUUUUUAUCACCAACCAUUUGGAGCAGGAAGGCCCUAACAUAUUGAAUAGAAAUUUGUAAAUAUCUAAGAGUAUGUGGUUUUGCCCUUAAAAUCAAGGCAAGGAUAAGCCAGCAUAGGCAUAUAUUUAAAUGGGCCUCAAUUAAGCUUUCUUCCCUUAAAACAGCCACUUUCUGAUUUUAUUUAUUUGAGAAGCAGAGAGAGAGAGAGAGAAAUAGAAAUAGGGAGAAAAUGAAAACUCCCAUCUGCUGGUUCACUGCCUAAAUGCCUGUAAUAUCUGGGCUGGGACUGAAGCCAAAGCUGGCAGCUGGGAACUCAAUUCAGUUCUCCCAUGUAAGUGGAACCCAAUUACUUGACUGUCACUGCCAUCUCCCAGGGUGUGCACAGUCAGGAAGCUAGAAUCAGGAGCUGGAGCUGGGACUCAAGCGCAGGUACUCCAGCAUGGGACAGGGGUGUCUUUAUUUGGCAUCUUAACUGCUAGGCUCAAUGCCCAUUCCUUAAAUAACCACUUUUUAAGUACAGGAUGCCAAUUUGGUUCAACUCUAUAUGGCUCCAUGGACAGAGUAGGGCCAAAACUCAGAGGAGCUCUGCUUUUGGCCUGCCCUAAUUCUCCCUCUGCAAAGACCUACCUCACUGUCCAAAAAAAAUCCUUGAGGUCAGAUUCUGAGGCCCAAACCCAAACUACUUGGUACCUGGCAAAUGUCCCUGUGUCCCUGACAAUGGACUCCUUGUAGCAGGGUUUCGCAAACCCGAGGGGCAAAUCUGGAAGACCUCCAGUUAAGGAUGGCUUUUCAAUUAUGAAAGGGUUGUUAAAAAGAAGUUGAACAAUGUGCAACAGAUACUGUAUAUGGCCUGUAAAUCCUAAAAUAUUUACUGAAAGGCCCUUUACAGACACAGUUUGCUGGCCCCUGUGAGGUCCAUCUGAUUCCAGAAAGGAUAGAGAGGGCAGCAUCCUCUUAAUUCAGGAAUGUUUGUGUCCACACCAACGUUGGCAAGAGAAGUAACCAGCCUUCAGUCUAAAAUGUAUUUGUUGAUGCACCAGAAUUUUACUCCUUAUACUUGCUUUCUAGAUUAGUUUUUGAGAUCAAUUUUCUAACAAACCAGGAACCCUGUCUUCACAAUUAAAAAAAAAAUUUUAAAGCGCUGAUCCAGGGAGCUCUUUAUGUUGUGUUGAGAUGUCCACAAUUGCAGGAAAUCAUGUUCCAGAGAAGCCCCCACCUGUCUUCUCACAGCCCUGUAUACAGACAAGAAAGCAGCUAGGUGCUGUCUCUAAAUGGUACAGGGAUGGGGUAGGUGGAAGUAAGGCAGUAACUCGAUUCAGGAGAAGGGUUCAUAUUUAUUAAGGGAAGGCUAGGAAGGCAAUGAACUUGAUUACUUGUAAUAGGAAGGAAAAAGAAAUUGGACUGGGAACUUGACAACAACUUUGUCAAAGAAAAACAUUGUAUUAAAUCUUCCUAGAAAUAACUCCCAUAGCCAAUGCUUAUUAUGUUCCCCUAGCCAUAUCCUAUGCUGCUGCUUUUUUAAAUCUCCAAGGGUCCCCCAAAGACUUUAUAAUACAUUUAAGGACAUCAUUGUUAGAGAUAAACACAGGGGUUUGUACCAGUGAUUAGUGCACAUUUCCACCCAAAACUGCAGACUGUAGGUGGUACUUCCCGGGCUGGGGAAAAGUGAUCAGGACACUGCCAGUGGCUUGAGGCCAGUGACAUGGGUGCCCUGCCUGGUCCUGCCACAGCGUGCACAGAUAGCUCUUCCACCCCAUUACCAACACCUGUGCACUCAGAAGUAACUGACUCUCCAUGAACAGAUAUUUAAACUCAGGCCUCCAUAGAAUAGUUUUCCUCAGAAGAAGCAUGUCUCACUUAGCGAGGAACUAAAAAAAAACAAAUGCGUUUCCCAAGCUUUAAAAAAAGCUAGCUUUAGAAUUCUGGGAGGUAAUGUGCAAUGCAGCAAACUACCUUUAAUUAAAUUAUUUGGUUAUUUAUUUCAGUGUUUUGUUUUUUUCAAGAUAAAUUGAGUUUCUUUUUUCAUAGUGAAUGGUGUGACCAAUCAAGGAGGAUUGUUCUGUUACUAAAAUUAUAUUUUAUAGUUAGAAAUUACAAUAGGGAGCAUCUUUAAAUGUUUUUUGUUGAAGUGAUGUUUUCCAUUCAAAGUAAGAACAGUUCUCUUGGGAGAUGGUUGUGGUGUCAUGUCACUUUCUGUAUUUGGCAUCCUCAUGUUGUCACACUUCCACGUGGGUGGCCGUUGUGAAUAAAAUGAACGUUCAUCCAGCAGCCUGUCGACUCUGUGUGAGGUU
Messenger RNA from Lepus europaeus (European hare), 6171 nucleotides. It is a transcript of the gene ENTPD4, whose product is annotated as ectonucleoside triphosphate diphosphohydrolase 4. Gene Ontology annotation, molecular function: nucleoside diphosphate phosphatase activity. Lineage: Eukaryota; Metazoa; Chordata; Mammalia; Lagomorpha; Leporidae. Gene Ontology annotation, cellular component: membrane. The record is from RefSeq and is a predicted model, not a curated record. Gene Ontology annotation, biological process: nucleoside diphosphate catabolic process. The transcript has 14 exons. The coding region runs from base 226 to 2148 and encodes 640 amino acids.